Molecule: messenger RNA, 1347 nt
Organism: Carlito syrichta (Philippine tarsier)
Lineage: Eukaryota; Metazoa; Chordata; Mammalia; Primates; Tarsiidae
Product: lysine-specific demethylase 4D-like
Exons: 2
Coding region: 310-1347 (345 amino acids)
Biological process (GO): chromatin remodeling
Cellular component (GO): nucleus
Molecular function (GO): histone H3K9 demethylase activity
Source: RefSeq, a predicted model, not a curated record
CGUCCUGGAGACAUUCUGCUGCGUCGGAGUCCCCCACCCCGGUCUGAGGCAUUCAGCAACCUUCACGAGGACACAGCCAGGCGGCCACUGAGAAGCGCGACCCCCUUGCGGGGUCAGCCCCCACCACAGUGGAGUCUUCCGCGUGAACCAACCCGAGGAAGGUCCUCCCCUCGCUGGCAAGGAGGCUGGCCGGCGGGUCCUGCCGCCGCAGAUACGCAACCCGGUGUUUUAAAGCCGCAUUUAACGGCGUCCUUGACUGUCCAGAACACUCCUAAACACCGGGAGCGCGCCGCUCUUGACGGUGAAACUAUGAAGCCAAAGGCCAGCUGUGUCCAGAAUCCCAACUGCAGCAUCAUGGUGUUUCGUCCAACCAAAGAAGAGUUCGACGACUUCGACAAAUACGUCGCGUACAUGGAAUCCCAAGGCGCGCACCGAGCGGGCGUGGCCAAGGUCAUCCCGCCCAAGGAAUGGAAAGCGCGGGAGACCUAUGACGACAUCAACGAGCUCUUGGUGGCCACGCCCCUCCAGCAGGUGGUCUCGGGGCGGGCCGGCGUGUUGACUCAGUUCCACAAGCGGAAGAAGGCCAUGACCGUGGGCGAGUACCGCCGCCUGGCCGACAGCGAGAAGUACCGGACCCCGCCUCACCUGAGCGUCGAGGACCUGGAGCGCAAGUACUGGAAGAACCGCCUCUACGCCGCGCCCAUCUACGGCGCGGACGUCAGCGGCUCCCUGUUCGCCGGGAGCACGCGCCAGUGGAACCUCGGGCACCUGGGGACCAUCCAGGACCUGCUGGAGCAGGAGUGCGGCGUCGUCAUCGAGGGCGUCAACACGCCCUACCUGUACUUCGGCAUGUGGGAGACCACCUUCGCCUGGCACACGGAGGACAUGGACCUCUACAGCAUCAACUACCUGCACUUCGGGCAGCCCAAGACGUGGUACGCGGUGCCCCCGGAGCACGGCCGGCGCCUGGAGCGCCUGGCCCGGGAGCUCUUCCCGGGCAGCGCGCGCGGCUGCGCGGCCUUCCUGCGGCACAAGGUGGCCCUCAUCUCGCCCACGGUGCUGCGGGAGAGCGGCAUCCCCUGCAGCCGCGUGACCCAGGAGGCCGGCGAGUUCAUGGUCACCUUCCCCUUCGGCUACCACGCGGGCUUCAACCACGGCUUCAACUGCGCCGAGGCCAUCAACUUCGCCACGCCGCGCUGGAUCGACUACGGGCUCCCUGUGGCCCCUGAAGUGGACCUCCCACUCCAUAGGCUGCCGUCAGAUAUUGCAGUCCCUCUCCGGCCCCUCAACCCCCUCCUGAUCGUUGGUGUGUCUGUCUGUGGCCACGUCUGGGGUGGCACAGUCUGA